AACUCCGGCUCCACUUGAAAACAUUUCCCAAGCAAUUAGAAAAUCUGAGUCAUCUUUAGCCUUGUGAAACAAUGGCUUCCUCUUUGGCUCUGAAAAGGCUCCUCUCCUCUUCCAGGCUUCUCUCCAGAUCGGUCCGCCCCGCCGCAUCCUCUCGCCGCUUCUUCAACACCAACGCCGUACGCGAAUACGACAGCGACGACCGCGACCCCGAUGUGAUCAGCCGCCGCGUCUUCUCUCCGUUCGCGUUCCCAACGAGGAGCAGCCUGAGCCAGAUCCUGAACGUGAUGGACCAGAUGAUGGAGUCGCCGGUCAUGAGUGGAGGAGGCGGAAGGAGGAGCUGGGACGCGAGGGAGACGGAGGAGGGGCUGCAGCUGCGUGUGGACAUGCCUGGAUUAGGGAAGGAGGACGUGAAGGUGUCGGUGGAGCAGAACACGCUGGUUAUUAGAGGCGAAGGGAAGAAAGAGAAUGAGGAGGAUGAGAGUGGGAGGAGGUAUACGAGCAGGAUCGAUCUGCCGGAGAAGCUGUACAAGACAGAUGAGAUCAAGGCGGAGAUGAAGAACGGAGUGCUCAAGGUGUUUGUGCCCAGGAUCAAGGAGGACCAGAGGAAUGAUGUUUUCCAUGUUAAUAUCGACUAGUUUAUGAGUCUAGUGUUUAAAUAACAAGUUCCAUGUUUUUUUCCGUGA
Messenger RNA from Salvia hispanica, 683 nucleotides. Its product is annotated as heat shock 22 kDa protein, mitochondrial-like. NCBI's taxonomy places the organism in Eukaryota, Viridiplantae, Streptophyta, Magnoliopsida, Lamiales, Lamiaceae. The record is from RefSeq and is a predicted model, not a curated record.